Molecule: messenger RNA, 2188 nt
Organism: Daldinia vernicosa
Lineage: Eukaryota; Fungi; Ascomycota; Sordariomycetes; Xylariales; Hypoxylaceae
Product: AFG1-like ATPase-domain-containing protein
Exons: 2
Coding region: 261-1916 (551 amino acids)
Biological process (GO): protein quality control for misfolded or incompletely synthesized proteins
Cellular component (GO): mitochondrion; cytoplasm
Molecular function (GO): ATP binding; ATP hydrolysis activity
Source: RefSeq, a predicted model, not a curated record
CGGGAUCUUGUCGGAGACAGUCGGUAAUUUCCCCAUUUGCGCAUAUGUAUACGCUCUAAAUGCCAGGUACAUAUCUCCGAAUAAUGACCAAAUAAAGACUACCUAAUUACUAUUUCUUACCUUUGAUAAUAAUUACAACUGGAAUUUCACCUAUACCCUCUUGACCUUCUCGAAUUUUAAUCAACCUACGUAGUAUACUGCCGGCCUAUGAUGCAUAAAGACCUUUCAAAAGAGUCGUUUAUGAGGAGGACCUGUUAAGAAUGCGCCGCCAUUCGCUUCGCACCCCUCCUGUGCGACGUUUCUCUGCCCAGACCAUCGUAAAACUCCAGCCAGGACGCCACAUAUGCACUCGAUGCUUGACAACGAGGGCGGGUGAAAGCCGACAAGGGACGAUCAGCUCUUCUGCAGCCAGUCCCAGGCCAUCAUCCGCCAUCUUGACAUGGCCCACUUUCUCGCCGAUCGCAUCCAGACGUUUUGCGACCGUUGCGACACCCUCUUUAGAGAAUGCUCACGUACCCGAUAAUCAUGGCCCGAUUCAAGAAUACGAUCGGCGAGUGCGGGAAGGGCGCAUCCGAGAGGACCAGCACCAACGCGGGAUUAUCCAGAAUUUGCAAAAUUUGCACGACGAACUGGUUCAUUACCGAGCGCAACCCGUUGUGCGUCUGAACCUCGGAACUUUAAAACCGACCAAAUCAUUAUUUUCGUGGUUCGGACCGAAGCCGGCCUCUAGAGCCAUACGAGAGAUUCCAGCCAAUCUGCCGCGAGGAUUAUAUUUGUACGGCGAUGUCGGGAGUGGGAAGACGAUGCUGAUGGACCUCUUCUACGACACAUUACCGAGUUCCGUCCAAUCUAAGACCAGAAUACAUUUCCAUAACUUCAUGCAGGAUGUACACAAGAGGUUACAUAAGAUGAAGAUGACGCACGGAAACGAUAUAGACGCAGUCCCGUUUGUAGCAGCCGAUAUCGCAAAGAAGGCGAAUGUUCUGUGUUUCGACGAGUUUCAGUGUACCGACGUAGCUGAUGCGAUGAUCCUACGAAGGCUUCUAGAGUCGCUAAUGUCCCACGGAGUUGUUCUCGUGACGACGUCGAACCGACACCCGGAUGAGCUGUAUAAAAACGGAAUUCAGCGCGAAUCCUUUAUUCCGGCGAUCCACCUUCUAAAGUCGCGGCUGCAUGUCAUCAAUCUCGACUCUCCUACUGAUUACCGCAAAAUCCCGCGGCCGCCGUCCGGGGUCUACCAUACGCCGCUCGACAAUCAGGCAGCGUUGCACAUAGAGAAGUGGCUCCGGUUUCUCGGCGAUUCCGAUGCGCCAGAACCUCACCCAGAAACCCAAAAGGUCUGGGGCCGCGAAAUCCACGUUCCAAGAGUCAGCGGUCGCUGCGCUUGGUUCACUUUCCAAGAACUAAUCGGCCGUGCGACGGGCGCGGCUGACUACCUCGAGCUGAUGCGCUGCUACGAUGCGUUUAUCAUAUCCGACGUGCCCGGCAUGACAUUCCGGGAGCGCGAUCUGGCGAGACGUUUUAUUACAUUUAUUGACGCUGUCUACGAAUCCCGCGCUAAGCUCGUUCUUACUACAGCUGUUCCCCUAACGGAAUUGUUCAUCUCACCCCAAGAAUUACGGGAGUCCCUGAAAAGGGAUGGAAAGCCCGUAGACGAUGAUGAUGACGAAUCGACUAGCCACGCCAUGCAGCACAUGCUCGAGGACGUGAACAGUAAUAUUGACCAGUUGAAAAACUCGAGUCUGUUCUCCGGCGAUGAAGAGCGCUUUGCGUUUGCGCGAGCGCUAUCGAGACUGAGCGAAAUGUCUAGCAAGGAGUGGGUUGAACGCGGUAUGGGUCUAGAAAGUUCGGGGGGCAAACAGGAGAGGGACGGUUGGGCAAAGACCCGUAGUCGACAGAUGGAGGAUAGUAUGUGACCUAUGCGAUACGGAUUAGAUAGAGCCCGCCCUACUACACACUAGCAUGGUUUGGCGUUUAUUGUUAGCUCGACGGUUUAUUACGGGACGCAUACAUACAUAAAACGGCGGCGAGUGGGCUACAGUUUUGUGGCUAGAGGGCUUGAUACCUCCUUACAUCGUAGAUUUUGCGCUAAAGAUAUACGAGAUCAUGAAAUCCGCCUGGCUGUGCUUUUAUUAGCCUAUCCAAGUUUGCGUGAUAUGAUAAGUUUUCUUUUAUGCUUCGGGCGUAC